Messenger RNA from Hyposmocoma kahamanoa, 3194 nucleotides. RefSeq names its product bifunctional 3'-phosphoadenosine 5'-phosphosulfate synthase (gene Papss). The record is from RefSeq and is a predicted model, not a curated record. The coding region runs from base 121 to 1995 and encodes 624 amino acids. Gene Ontology annotation, biological process: sulfate assimilation; 3'-phosphoadenosine 5'-phosphosulfate biosynthetic process. Lineage: Eukaryota; Metazoa; Arthropoda; Insecta; Lepidoptera; Cosmopterigidae. The transcript is spliced from 14 exons. Gene Ontology annotation, molecular function: ATP binding; adenylylsulfate kinase activity; sulfate adenylyltransferase (ATP) activity.
GCGCUCACCGAGUGCUUUAGAAAAAUAAUUUUUUUCGGUAUUUUAAACACAACAAUAAAGUUUAAAUAAAUCCAUAAUAAUUAAAAAAGUAAUUUUGUAAAAAGUGUUUCUUUAUUAAACAUGGAUGGACCCUCCGGAGCGAAGAAAAAACUGAAAACCUGCGCCCAAGUAGCAACAAAUGUCGUGGAACAGAAACACCAGGUGUCGAGAGCCAAAAGGAGCAAAGCACUCGGCAGCAGGGCAUUCCGUGGUAGUACGGUUUGGUUCACCGGUCUCAGUGGUGCCGGCAAGACGAGCAUCGCUUUUGCUCUUGAAGCUUAUUUGGUCUCUAAAGGUAUUCCGGCGUACGGCUUGGAUGGAGACAACAUCAGAACUGGUCUCAACAAAAACCUAGGCUUCAGCAAGGAAGAUCGUGAGGAAAAUAUUCGAAGAGUGGCAGAAGUGGCCAAGCUGUUUGCUGAUAGUGGAGUAGUCUGCUUGUGCAGUUUCGUAUCGCCCUUCGCUGAGGAUCGUGAAGUAGCUAGACGCACUCAUACAGACUCUGACCUGCCCUUCUUCGAGGUUUUUAUCGAUACUCCUUUGGAAGUGUGUGAGCAGAGAGACACUAAGGGCCUUUACAAGAAGGCUAGAGACGGACAGAUAAAGGGUUUUACAGGCAUCACCCAAGAGUAUGAGCGUCCCGAGGCGCCGGAGCUGGUGGUCCGGACAGUCGGACGUAGCAUUGAGGAGUCCACCAUGGACGUCAUCCGUAUGCUCGAGUUACAGGAUAUCAUUCCCCACUUUGAAAACAAAACGGGGGGAGUGGAGGAGCUGUUCAUAUACGGGAACCGGCUGACGAGUGCCAUAGAAGAAGCCGGUAGACUGCCACAGAUUGAAUUGUCCACUCUCGAUUUGCAGUGGGUGCAGGUAUUAUCGGAAGGUUGGGCCUACCCACUCAAAGGAUUCAUGCGGGAACAUGAAUAUUUACAAGCUCUCCAUUCCAACUGCCUCACUCUUCCCGAUGGAUCAAUUAUCAACCAGUCAGUGCCUGUGGUGUUACCUGUGCAUACUGAGGUUAAAGAACGCGUCGCCGGAGCAUCUGCAUUGGCACUCGUGUAUAAUGGACGCCCAGUCGCUGUAUUACGAUCGCCUGAGUUCUAUCCGCAUAGGAAGGAGGAGCGUUGUUGCCGACAAUUCGGUAUAUACAAUACCGACCAUCCCUAUAUCAAGAUGAUAUCAGAGUCUGGCGACUGGCUGGUGGGCGGGAAAUUGGAAGUUUUCGAGCGCAUUCGCUGGAAUGACAGUCUUGACUCGUACAGAAUGACUCCAAACGAGCUGCGACAGAAGUUCAAGGAGUUAAACGCUGACGCCGUUUUUGCUUUCCAGCUCCGUAACCCGAUACACAACGGGCACGCUCUGCUAAUGCAAGACACGCACCGACAGCUGGUUGAGAGGGGAUUCAAGAAACCCGUGCUGCUUUUACAUCCGCUUGGUGGCUGGACAAAGGACGACGAUGUCCCUCUGGAUGUGAGGAUGAACCAACACAAGGCAGUACUAAACGAGGGGGUCCUCGACCCGAACGCUACUAUCCUCGCUAUAUUCCCCUCACCCAUGAUGUACGCUGGACCAACCGAAGUGCAAUGGCACGCGAAGUGCCGUAUGAGCGCGGGGGCGAACCACUAUAUUGUGGGCCGCGACCCCGCUGGUCUGCCGCACCCUGCUGGCGAUGGCGACCUCUACGACCCGCGCCACGGCGCUAUAGUACUCAAGAUGGCCCCCGGACUCAAUGAACUCGAGAUAAUUCCAUUCCGGGUUGCCGCUUACGAUACAUCGGUGGGCAAGAUGGCGUUCUUCGAUCCGACGCGCAAAGAAGAUUUUGACUUUAUUUCCGGCACUAGGAUGAGAGGUUUAGCUAAAGCGGGCAAAGAGCCUCCAAAAGGCUUCAUGGCUCCAUCAGCAUGGAAGGUUCUCGCAGAGUACUACCAAUCUUUGAAAUCUAAAAUGGACACAAACUGAAGCGAACGUUUAUCACUUUAGGCUAAUUGCAAGGUUCUAAAUAAAAUUUAUAAUUUAUCGAGUAUAGUCUGCACUGAGAAACAGGUUGACUUGUACAAUUUGUCAUUACGUAAAUUUAAAACGACAACCGAAAUGAACGUGAUUAACAAUAUUGCACACUAUUUAAAUGCUGUCAAUUCAAGGGCAUACGUAAGUCUACUCGGGGUGAAGCUCGAUCACGCUUGUAAGCGUCUCAAUGAUACAUUUUAAAGAAUUAGUUUUUUAAAUUAAAUUGAGCGCCGUCGUUUCUACCCCAAAUUUAUUUUGAAUGCCUUCAUUUUUUACGACUAGUGAGGUUUUCGAAAGCUAUAACGCUCUUGACAUAUACAAUAUUAUAGUUGAUUACCUCAACUGCAUGACAGAUUGCGUACAUGUUUGUAAUGUUCUUUAUAUAGAAUGGUUUAUGGCAUUUAACAGGUUUUAAUAAAGCUUAUCUUGGUCACCAAAUACACCAUAUAGUAUUGGCAAAUAUGUUAAGUAUUUAUCUUGAAACUAAAUGUUUCUGGGCUGAAUUUGAAAACAACAGAACGAAAUUACAAUCCGUAACUCGAGUGAACAGGAUCAUAGUAAAUAUGUAUGUAACUGUUAUAUCAAGUACAUUGAGUAAGAAGCCAAUCAAAUGUUGUAUGUUAUUAGGCCUAAAUAAUAUUUUGGCACAACUGAAUAUUAAAAUUUUUAAUGAAUAUUUUUUAUACUGUUAUGUUAUGUUAUUAUUAUUUUAUACUUAUUUUUAUGGGCAAUAUUUUUUGUAAAUAUCGACUUUAGAGAUUUUCGCGAAUGUUGCACAUAUUAAAUAAAACUAUUUUUUCGGACCUAAUCGCGUAUUUUUUCUUAUAACAAACCAACGUUUUGCGCUCUACACGUCCCAUUAUUUUGACUAUUUAGUUAUUUGAAGUAGUUACUGUUUUAGUUAGUAAAGUUAUUUGAACUAAAGUGGGACAAUUUUUCAAAUGUAUCACAAAUGUUUGACACGGAACUAUUGAGGCCCGAUAAAAUACGAAAACAAUUUACAGGAUUAAAAAAUUAUAAUGUAACAUUUUAAUUACAUUCCUUUUCUUAUUUUAUGUGUAAUGUACACAUUCCGUCUUAUUUUUAUAUUGUAAAUAGUACAGAUGUAUACAUAUAAGAUAAAAAUGUAUACCAUUUUUUUCCAUAAUCAC